Molecule: messenger RNA, 1193 nt
Organism: Rhipicephalus microplus (southern cattle tick)
Lineage: Eukaryota; Metazoa; Arthropoda; Arachnida; Ixodida; Ixodidae
Source: RefSeq, a predicted model, not a curated record
UAUCCCCAACCCUGACAACUCAUACGGAGGGCAAGCGGUGCACCACGCAAAGUCGUUCGAUAGCCCCCACAUCGUUACAUUUACAGCGGAAGACAAGUGUGUCAGCAACAAACCAUGGGUUGCUGCCCUUCAUAUCUCUGGGACCCACACAGGCCAUUACCAAGGCCAGCGGUCGAUCAGUUCGUUAAUUUUAAAAAUAAUAAUGGAAUACAUGUGUACUACCCAUUCGGCUGGAUGAAAGACUUCGACACAUCUCUUCCAACCCCAUUUUUUGAUGGCCUAACUGCAAGAAUGUUCUGCUUCCUGGCCGAUAUUACGCAGACGGCUCAGCUCGUUAUAUACGAAGAUGGUAAGCUGGACUCCAGUUUCGUAAGCGUCCAAAUGGAGAAAAAAGAACCGUACUGGAGUAUUAUGGGAGGUUCAGGUGGUAAGGAACAUAAACGAAUCUAUCCUCCAACCUCCAUAGUACAAGGAACCUAUUACAGCUUCGCCAUUCAGAUGCACGACGACAAGUCAUUCAAGCUUUUUUAUAAUGACAUCAUGGCGUACGAAGCGAACAUGAACAAAAUUUCAGGGAAAAAUUGGAGGGUGAAAACCAUACUUGGAGGUCACUAUGUAUGGGCACUUCACUAUUGCGAUGAACUUCAGACAUCCUUUCCGCCACGUGGCUUGGGGCCGUCGUUCUGGUUCCCAGAUCUACGACUGCAGGUCGGCACAACGGUCAAGUUUCAAGGUGAAGCCCUCGCGUUCAACGAAACGGAUGUAAUCCAAGCGAAAUUUGGUCCCGCAGAGUUGCAGAUCUCCUUCAAGUCAAGUUCAUCGUUUAAGAACAAAAUUAUCACAUUCAUACUAAGAAGAACGCUGGAGUCUUUUGUUUUGAUGAUGGACUUUACUACCGAGGGCGCAACAAAGUAUACGCCGACGGAGGACCCAUACAAGAGCGGCGGGAUAGCACCUUUCUUCAGUGACAAUUUUCGUUUGUUAAAUAUUCACGUUGCAUGGGGCUCAUUCACCAUGUAACGGCCGAUGCAUGCACCCUAAAACAAUAUAAACGAAUUUGCAAUGCUAAAGCUCCCUACACAUAUAGGUGCACUGCGGAUGGCUUAGGACACAAUGAACUCUCACCAGUCACCUAAUAAAGGAAAUAAAAAUAUUACCAUUUCAUGCCCAGGCAAGUUGUGGAAUCGCAUAAU